Molecule: messenger RNA, 3568 nt
Organism: Opisthorchis viverrini
Lineage: Eukaryota; Metazoa; Platyhelminthes; Trematoda; Opisthorchiida; Opisthorchiidae
Exons: 19
Coding region: 14-3568 (1184 amino acids)
Biological process (GO): transmembrane transport
Cellular component (GO): membrane
Molecular function (GO): ABC-type transporter activity; ATP binding; ATP hydrolysis activity
Source: RefSeq, a predicted model, not a curated record
UGGAGUGAAGAUUAUGGUGUGUUUUGGAAUCCUCUUAUCCAUUGUGGUUGGCAUACUGGUAACCAUGAAUGUGGCCCUGUUCCGGAAUAUCCUGAAUGUUCUUACGGUGCCUCCUGUGAGCUUUAGCCGUGCAAGAAAUACGGUGGUGUUCUUCGCUGUUCUCGGUCUCAUCAUUUUGGUCACGUCUUUCAUCCACGCCUUCCUAUUGAAAUAUGCUGCAAAACAACAACUGAACAGAAUCCGUUUGUUAUACUUUAAGGCACUUAUGAGACAAGAAGUAUCAUGGAUUGACCGACAUCCCAUCGGGUCACUGCUGGUGAAACUCUCUCAUGAUACCUAUUUAAUAGAACAAGGAAUCGGGACCAAACUGGGCGAAUUUGUGCAGAAUGUAUCCAGCUUUAUAUCUGGGAUCAUCUUCUGCUUCGCCUUUGGCUGGAAGCUCACUCUGGCUGCUUGUGCUACUUUACCUUUUAUGGCAGCAGCUUUCACUUUGUUUGGCGUGUUUACCAGGUAUUUUGCUGUGAAGCAGUUGAAAGCCUACGCGCGCGCUGGCUCGAUCGCACAUGAAGCGCUGACAGCAAUCCGAACUGUGUUAGCGUUUGGAGGAGAGCAAAAAGAACUGCACCGAUACAUCACCGGUGCUAUCGGUUUGACCAUUUACACUUCCACUGGUAUCAUCCUUUGGUAUGGCGUUCAACUAAUGCUUCAGGAAAACUAUGACCACGGAACAAUCAUACUGAUAUUUAUGAACAUAAUCAUGGGCAGCAUGUAUCUGGGAAAUGCACUUCCAUUUCUACAACAUUUCACAAACGCUAAGAAUGCUGCGCGAGACAUUUUUGGAACCAUUGAGCGGAAACCUCAAAUCGGCAAAGGACGGGACAAACCGAUGCUCGCCGACUUCAAAGGAGAUAUCCAGUUUCAAAAUGUGUCAUUUGCCUACCCUUCUCGCCCGGAUGUCCCAAUACUUCAAAGGCUCAACAUGAAGAUUGAAAGUGGGAAAACGAUAGCUUUGGUUGGGACCAGUGGAUCUGGUAAGAGUACCAUCGUCAACUUGCUCCAGAGGCUUUAUGAUGUCACCUCUGGUCAGAUAACCAUCGAUGGUGUUGAUAUCCGGGAUCUCGAUUUGGAUCACUAUCUAGAACAAAUUGCCUGUGUCCAACAACAACCGGUGCUGUUUGAAGACACAAUAGCAGAAAAUAUUCGUAUGGGUCAACUGAGUGCUACUCAGAAAAUGAUUGAGGAAGCCGCAAAACAGGCCAACGCUCAUGAAUUCAUUUCAAACUUGCCAGAGGGCUACCAGACGGUCGUCGGGCAACAGGGCGAGGCUCUUUCAGGUGGACAAAAACAACGACUGGCUAUUGCACGCGCCCUCAUCCGAAAUCCGAAGUUGCUGUUGUUGGACGAGCCCACCUCAUCAUUAGAUACUAUCUCGGAGAGGGAUGUUCAAAGAGCUCUGGAAAGUGCUGUUUCCGGACGGACAGUAUUGAUUGUUGCACAUAGGCUGUCCACAAUUCGUCGAGCUGAUUUGAUUGUCGUAAUGGAGAACGGCGUUAUUUGUGAAACUGGAACUCAUGACGAACUGCUGGCAAAAGAGGGGCUUUAUGCAGCAAUGUUUCGUGAAGCCGUCGGUUCGACUGGAGACGAAUCAUCUCUUGGAUUCGACCAGAUUAGCCAUGAAGGAGUUUGGAAGCACAAACAGGACGCAGACGCUACUUCAGUGUCCUGGAAUGAAGGACACAGCCAGGAGAAAUCGACUAGCUCAGUGUCCGUUAUUUUAAGCCUCCUAAGGCGGAACAAGUGGGUGCUCUUCCGAAUGCUUCGACUCAACCUACCAGAAGUGUGGCAGACUGUCUCUGGGUGUCUAUUUUGUAUGGCAGCGGGGGCCGUGCAGCCUGCCUUUGCUGUUGUCUAUUCGGAAAUCUUUGGAGUUUUUCUGGGAAAUAAAAACACAGCCAUCGUGAUUAGAAAAGUAAACACUAUGGCCUGGAAAAUGACGCUAAUUGGUUUAGUACGGUUUAUUGCAAUGCUUGCUCAGGGCUAUUUUCUUGGCGUUGCUGGAGAAAGUCUUGUCAAACGUGUCCGUGUCAAAACGUUCGAGGCCAUGAUGAACCAGGAAAUGGCUUGGUUCGACCGUCCUGAAAAUCAAGUCGGUAUGCUCACCACUAAACUCGCUGACGAGGUGGCAAAAGUUAGGAGCGUCUCUGGUCUACAGUUAGGUGCAUUCAGUGAAGCUAUCGUAUUGGCUGUCGCAACGUUGAUCGCAUCGUUCAUCUUCAAUUGGCAGCUGACUCUGACGUUUCUUGCAUUUUUUCCUAUCAUUGUAAUGACUGGGAUUUUCCGCAUUCGAAAUUUGGCUGGAAGUGCGCGGAACGACCUAGAAACGCAAGAGAUUAGCAUUGCCAGGGAAUCGUUGGAAAACUAUCGAACGACUUUCACAUUCAACUUGGCGGAUUACUUCGAAAAUUUAUUCAAGAAAAAACAAGACGCCAAACGCAAAGAAGUAACUCGUGGAUGUGCGCUUUUUGCAAUGGUGUACGGUGUGACGCAGUCGAUUAGUAUGUUCGCUCACGCAGCUAUAUUCGGGCUUGGUUCGUAUAUGCUUUCGAACGGAAUGGUUGCGACUAUCGACGUGUUUAGGGUUUUCUGUAUCAUGAAUCUCGGAGCUCAAUCUCUUGCGAGAACGGCUUCGUUUGGCGGUCUGGCAAUCAGAGCCUCCAUAUCCGCAAGGCUCAUUCUUGAAACCAUUGACCGCAACUCAGAAAUUCCAACAAACAAAGGUCUCACUCCUGAAGUCUCUUUCCAAGGGAAACUUUCGUUCAAACGGAUAUACUUUCGUUAUCCGACGAGGAAGUCUGUUCCUGUGCUACAGAAUUUCGACUUCACCAUUGAACCCGGCCAAACCGUUGCUCUGGCAGGCGAAUCUGGGUGCGGGAAGUCCACUCUCCUUCAACUUAUUCAACGAUUUUACGAUCCAUCUGAUCACGGUCCGGACAGUGGUAUUUUCUUUGAUGGAUACCCCGCACGCCAGUUGGCUCCUGCGUGGAUUCGUCGUCAGAUUGGUAUCGUGUCACAAGAACCUGUAUUAUUUGACAUAACGUUACAGGAUAACAUUGCCUACGGGGAUAACACUCGUACUGUUCCAAUGGAGGAAAUCAUCAGCGCAGCCAAGAGAGCCAAUAUCCACGAUUUUAUCAUUAGUCUACCCAAAGGUUACCAAACCAUGACUGGAGAAAAAGGGACACAGUUAUCCGGAGGACAGAGACAGCGCAUCGCAAUCGCUCGUGCCUUGGUGCGAAAACCCGCACUUCUCCUUUUAGAUGAGGCAACUUCUGCUCUAGACGUUGAAAAUGAGCGCAUCCUACAGGAAUCACUAAGUAGCGCCACAGAUCGACCCAAGACGUCCCUGGUUGUUGCACAUCGACUGCAUACAGUUGAAAAAUCGGACACUGUUGUUGUUAUCGAUGGUGGUCGCGUUGUCGAACAUGGCCCACCAGCUGCCUUAUUGGCUGCCAGAGGAGCAUUCUAUGCGCUAUAUGCCGCCGAGAAUCCGACGAAUGAGCGUGACUGA